CGUGAACAAACUAUUAUAAAACUGCUUUUUGAUUUGCAAAGAACGUUAGAAUUGAGGAGUUUUUCGUCUUUUUCCAUUUUCAAUUUCUUUACAUGGCGUGUAACGGAGAAAGUUUCUCUCUUCCCAUUUUGAAUCCACUUGAAGGAACACGAUUUGCUGUUGAAAAAAUAACAGAUACAUUUUUGGGACAGGACAGUAAAAUUUACUAUAAAGUUCGAUGGCAAGAGACAUGGGAACCAGAGGAAAGAUUGAUGACUCUAUGUGCUCCAUUAGUUAAUGAUUUUUGGAAAAAUUAUUAUGCAAAAACUCAAAAACAGCACCAUGAUGAACAUGAAGGGCAUAGGUUAAGUCAGUUUCUUUCUGUAAACAAUGGUGAACAGCAAGUAUAUGAUUCCCCACACACUCAACCAAACACAAUUCUUCUUCAACAUGAUUCAUCAGAAUCAAGCAACAUGUUACAGCAGGAUUCGCAAAGCAAUUCUCUUCAUUUGUCACCAUCAUCUGAAGAUUUUGCAGUGGAAAGUUUGUCUAUAUUUAAUCAAGAGAAGCGAGCAACAAAUAUUUAUUUGCAACCACGUUUCCUGUCCCCAAACACUAUAUCAAAUACAAGGUUAGUGCUUGACUCCUCAGUACAAAACAGUCUUGAUUCGCAUGAACAGAGACCUCAUAAAAGUUUAACCAAGCUCGUAAAAAAUAUCCGUGAAGAUUUAAUUUGUUUUUUCUGCCAAAUUCAUUUUCUUUCCAAACAAGAACUUCACAAACAUGAGUUGAGUCAUCAUUCCUCAUCAUCACUUGCAACAACGUCAUCUUCAUUGACACUAAGUUGUUUAGAAUGUGGAAAAAAAUUUGAUAAGAGGACUUCACUGAGUCGACAUAUGUUAAGUCAUACAUCUAUGCGACCAUAUGUUUGUGAAGAAUGUGGAAAAGGUUUUAAAGAACGAUCAAACUUAAAGAAGCAUCAAAUUAUUCACACAGGGAUACGACCUCACGCUUGUAGCAUAUGUAAUGCCCGAUUUCGUCAGCUCGGCCAUUUGUUAAAACAUAAGUUAGUGCAUAAGCCUGAUAAACCAUUCAAAUGUGAUGUUUGCUUUAAAGCUUUUAAGAGAAAAGAGCAUUUAAAAGAACAUACAAUUGUUCACUCUGAAGAAUUUCCUUUCAAAUGUGAUACAUGUGAAAAAAAGUUUCGAUUUAAAACUAAUUUGAAAGUUCAUUUAUUGCAACAUAAUGGCCGAAAAGAUUUUGUUUGCAAUAUAUGCCAUAAAGAGUUCACUGGUAAACCAAAUCUUGUCCAACAUCAAUUAAUUCAUAAUAUGCUUUUUUCCUAUUCCUGUGAGGUCUGUCAAAAAAAAUUUAAGCGUAAAGGUCAUUUGCAGCGUCACAUGGAGAUCCACAAUGGUCAAAGCAGUAUGCAAUGUGUGUUUUGUGAUGAGAGCUUCUUUAAUAAGUCUUCCUUUAAGAAGCAUUUACUAUUGCAUACUGGCUCAAAACCUUUUAUAUGUACCACAUGCGAAAAAAGAUUUUCUAGUAAAAGUUGUCUUUCACAGCAUAUGAAAUCUCAUACCGAGGAAACACUCUCCUUCUCAUGUGAUCAGUGUAAUAAGUUUUUCAAAACUGAAGAUAGUUUAAAAAAGCAUUCAACAUUAAUUCAUUUUACUUUUAAAGAAUUUAAGUGUAGUCUGUGCCAACGUAAGUUCAAAAAGCUUCCAAACCUUGAAAAACAUGAAAAACUGUGCAAAGGUCAAACAGAAAUACGAAACUCAAAGAUUGAAAAAGUUGUAAAGAGAUCAACUGAUCAGUUUGUUGUUGAACCACAGAGUAGUUCAGAGUUAACUGAGCUAGAGAGUUGUCAGCUGGCAGAAAAGAUGACUGCUAAUGAUUGCAAAGAGCUUAAUCCUUCUAAAUUAGCCGAGGAAAGUUUUAUUUCAUCUAAGAUUUCUAACCAUUUAGAUAAUCGAAGUGGCAUAGUAUUUGAAGGAAACAACAUUUCUUGCGUUGAUAUUAACGUUUUAUCUCAUGAUGCAACAGAAGAAGUAACAAGUAUACCUAUCUCUAAUGAUGUUUCGUAUAAUGCCCAAUUUGAAAGUUUGAUACUACCACAUAAUUUCUUUAGACAAAAUGAUCAUUCUAAUAAGUCUUAAUUGGUGUUCUAUUGUGUAUGUGUGUGGUGUAUAUUCGUGGUGUAUGUGUGUGUUUUAUUAUUUUUAUAUAUAUCUAUUUAAAGGCUAUGUACCUAAAAGAUUUCUUAAGUUUGAGCUUUUGCUAAUUUUUUAAAUUUUUGUAUCAAGGCUAAUAAUGCUGCUUAUAGAUUUCUGUGAUUUAC
Molecule: messenger RNA, 2320 nt
Organism: Hydra vulgaris (swiftwater hydra)
Lineage: Eukaryota; Metazoa; Cnidaria; Hydrozoa; Anthoathecata; Hydridae
Product: gastrula zinc finger protein XlCGF58.1
Biological process (GO): regulation of transcription by RNA polymerase II
Molecular function (GO): RNA polymerase II cis-regulatory region sequence-specific DNA binding; DNA-binding transcription factor activity, RNA polymerase II-specific
Source: RefSeq, a predicted model, not a curated record